AUGUCGUCAGUCACAGCAGACCACACUAUCGUCCUGAUCACAGGCGCAAACCAGGGUAUUGGCUUUGAGUGCGUCAAGAAGCUGGCCGCCGAACAAGCCAACUAUCACAUCCUGCUCGGCUCGCGAAGUUUAGAAAGGGGGAAGGAGGCAGCCAGCAGCAUCACAGAUCUGGCCCGAGGCACUGCCGUCGAAGCUCUCGAGCUCGACGUCGACGACGACGAGUCCAUUGCCAAAGCGGCCAAAUACGUCGAGGAGAAGUUCGGACGGCUCGACGUCCUACUCAACAACGCCGGAAUCAGCCAGGUCAAGGACGUGAGUUUCCGCGAGAACAUGACUCGUGUGCUGCAGACCAACACCAUCAGCGCCGCCUGCGUUACGGAAGCGUUCAUCCCACUGAUGCGAAAGGCCCCCGUCCCGCGCCUCCUCUUCAUGUCCUCUGGGCUCGGUUCCGUCACCCUCACUCUGGACCCUUCGUUCCAAUAUUACGGGCUGGGAAAUGCAACGGCAAUCAAGGGAUACAUAGUCUCCAAAUGCGCAGAGAAUAUGGUCGGGGCGCUGUAUGCGGUUCAACUGGGCAAGGAAGGUUUCAAGGUCAACAUGACCUGCCCGGGCCACAGAGCCACCAACUUGAACGGGUAUAACGAGCACGCCGGGCCGGCUGCCGACGGGGCGAUCGAGGCAUGUCGACUCAUUGUUGACACAGACAAGAAUGGUCAACAUGCCACUUUCACCACCUCGCCAGAGAAACAGUAUCCGUGGUGA
Fonsecaea multimorphosa CBS 102226 is the source of this 762-nucleotide messenger RNA. RefSeq lists its product as uncharacterized. The transcript has a single exon. The coding region runs from base 1 to 762 and encodes 253 amino acids. NCBI's taxonomy places the organism in Eukaryota, Fungi, Ascomycota, Eurotiomycetes, Chaetothyriales, Herpotrichiellaceae. The record is from RefSeq and is a predicted model, not a curated record. Gene Ontology annotation, cellular component: membrane.